AUGGAUGCUGUUGAUGUCAGUGGGUACUUCCAGGAGAGGUACUAUGAUGAGAAAUUCAUUGACUUCCUGCAGUGGAACUCCGAGAACGGGAAACGGACGAUAUACACGUUGAACACGUACAAUGAUGACACGGUACUGGAGUUGUACAAUGCUGUGAUGCAAUUGCGGACCGUCGUGUUGCCCGAAAUGCGCUCUUUGAAGAAUGUGAACCCGAAGAGACGCAAACGGCGGACCGUCCAAGUGUUGGUGAAGGUGCACGAGACGCUGGAGCGCGAAUUGAAGUUGCUCGUGCGGUUGAUCGACCGGAAGCCACUGAUGAACUGGCUACUGUACCCGCUGUUCACUGUGGCGCGAUCCCUGUACAGCAACGCCAAGAAGUUUGAAGAUGGGACUGCGUACGUGGAGUCCUGUGGCCGAGCCGUGCACCGGUGCUUCACGAUGUGUCUACAGGACAAGAACGAGGAGAAUUGGCGUCUGAACAAGCGGCAAGGUGUGUACUUCUUCGUGGUGCUUGAGUUUCAGAUAUACCACCGGCUGCACAACUACGACAUGAUCAAGAACCUCGUGAAGGCAGUGGAGACGCACCAACGGAUGGGCCAGAUCCCAUCCCCCCGGGACAGUAUGCUGAGCAUGUUCCGCGCCCUCAUGGUCACUUACCACUACUACAUGGGCCUGUAUUUCUGCUCGCAGACGGUGCAGUACGACAAGGCGUACGAAUUCUUGUUGCUGUCGUACUUGGACUGCCCAGCAGCCACCCCCACGACGAGGGGGCCACAAGAGACGAAAAUCCUACGACUACUAUUCCCCUGUGCGCUAGUGUCCCGGCGACUGGUCCUGAAACGCAGAGACCCGUUCCAAGACGCAUUGAUCCGCACGAUAAACCGCGGGGACAUCCCCGGAUUCAAGACCCUCGUGCAAGCGAACGAAUUGCAAUUGCUGAGGGAGGGCACGUACUUGCCCACAAGCAAGCUAGUGCACUUAGUCAACCUACAGUACGUGAAGCGGGCUGUCGAACAACGCACAGGCGGUGGGACACAGGUGCCCCUCCAGACGGUCCCGCAACUCACCGAGUGCGACAUCGCACUGCUCAUCAGCUCCGGGUCCAUCAAAGGAUACCUCUCACACGGCCACGCGUGUCUUGUGCUGAGCAAGACGAACGCCUUCCCACCGUUGCAGCGGCGAUGA
Messenger RNA from Huiozyma naganishii CBS 8797, 1185 nucleotides. RefSeq lists its product as uncharacterized. Lineage: Eukaryota; Fungi; Ascomycota; Saccharomycetes; Saccharomycetales; Saccharomycetaceae. The transcript has a single exon. The record is from RefSeq and is a predicted model, not a curated record. Gene Ontology annotation, biological process: post-transcriptional tethering of RNA polymerase II gene DNA at nuclear periphery; transcription elongation by RNA polymerase II; poly(A)+ mRNA export from nucleus. Bases 1 to 1185 code for a protein of 394 amino acids. Gene Ontology annotation, molecular function: double-stranded DNA binding; RNA binding. Gene Ontology annotation, cellular component: transcription export complex 2.